CCGCGUGCAUUUCCUCUGGCGCCGUGGAGCAGGAGCGUGCGUGCCAGGCGGGCAGAGAGGCGUUUUGCUUAGCGGCGAGCUGGUGCUUUCCCCGGAUUUCGCCUCUAUGGGUAAAGAGAUCCCCGACGUCUGCGGCGCCUCGUCCCCCAAGCGGAAAAUGCAGGCUCUCAAAACGGGCAAAUCUUGUCACAAAGGCAAGUUAGUGUUGUUUUGGUGCGCCGUUAUCUUCCUCAUCCCUUGCGUCUUGUUCUUCGUUUUCCUGACGUUAUACGCGCUGCUCCGCUCUUCAGACCCGGUGGGCCAGUUGAGCGAAUGCAAGGUGGAGUUGCAGAACCAGACCUCCCAGAUGCGAGCUAGCAUCGCGUCCCUGGGGAAGCGCGUGGAAGAGACGGGGAGCGACCUGGAGAAGGCGAGGGCCGAAAGAGAGAGGCUACGAGCCCAGCUGGCGGUCACCAACCAGAGCCUCGUCAAGACCAGCCAGGACUGGGGCUCCUGUCAGGAACAGCUGAAAAGCCUGGGACAAAAUGUCACAUCCCAAGUGAGAGAAGCUGUCCAGCGAGAAGUGGAGAAAUAUAAAAUUGCUGAAGAGGAGAUUAAACAACUUAAGCAACAACUCUCCAGCUUAAUGGACACCCAACAGAAGAGGGAGCAACAACAAAAGGUGUGCCAAGCCACAAUCCAGCGCCUGGAGAAGCAGCUCACAAAUCAAGCCUUUGACGGUUCCUAUGGAGGUCUUCUCCUUGGUCCCUCCACAGUCCUCCUCCCACUUACCUUUGCUGUACUCCUCCUUUAGUCAAUUUGGAUUCUGGCCAAGUUUGAGUGGUGGGCAAAUGUCAAGCUUCACCCUACUUUAUCUGCAUAACCACAUCUCUUCCUCUGCAUGUGGGUUUUGGAGACUUCUGAGCCUGUGCCCUUUGCAGGACAAGAACCUGAUACAGAUGCCAGACCUGGACAUCCAUCUACUGUGACAAGUCAGAUUUUGGGUACAAGCACAGGACCUGCCAGAACUUAUAUCACAUUGCCCUGAGUAUUACACAGAACUUUGCAAAUAAAGCUUAAAUCUUGAUUAUGUAAUAA
Molecule: messenger RNA, 1077 nt
Organism: Candoia aspera
Lineage: Eukaryota; Metazoa; Chordata; Lepidosauria; Squamata; Candoiidae
Exons: 4
Coding region: 107-793 (228 amino acids)
Source: RefSeq, a predicted model, not a curated record